AUGCGCCAUAGUCCCGCCGUGACGGGCCACACGCGCUCCCCGCCUGGCGACGGCCCAUGCCGCCGGCGUUUUACAGUCCCGCUUACCUCCAAACACAACACAACCCGCGCUCUCUUCCUUGGUGGUGCAGUGCUGCUUCGGCUGCAGGAGGGAUCAGGUAUACAGCAGAGCAGGUGCAACACAGUGGAAUGCAGGCCAAUAAACAGCUACAAAAAGCUUCAAGCGGCUGGCAUCCCAGUGAAGGAAAGGGUGAAGGUCUCUCAGAACUGGAGGCACGGCCGCUGCCGGCAGGAAACGCUCCUGAAAUGGAAACGCAACCUGAUGCCCUGGAUGCAUUUAGAUGGCGAGUAUCUCUACCUGUCCCAAGCAGAAGACAUUCGGGCCUACCGGCUUCGUCCAGACAGCGCUGGUCUGCAACGCCGUCCUCAGGCCAUCUUCUCUGGCCACCAGGAGGAUGUGUGUCGCUUUGUGCUCGCCGGUUCUCACCUCGUCAGCGGAGGAGGGGACGGAAAUAUCAUCCUCUCUAAAGUCCAUGGCUCCUUCAGCAUCAAGUUCUCUGCACAUGAACAGGAGGUGAACUGUGUGGACUGUCAAGGGGGCAUCAUCGUGAGUGGCUCCCGGGACAGAACGGCAAAGGUUUGGUCCCUAGCCUCAGGCAGAGCUGGGCACUGUUUACACACGGUGCAGACCGAGGACCGGGUCUGGUCCAUCGCCAUCAGUCCGUUAUUAAGUUCCUUCGUGACUGGGACAGCUUGCUGUGGGCACACAUCCCCUCUGAGAAUCUGGGACUUGCAGAGCUCCAACAGGAAGUGUGUCCUGCAGUGGGAGGAGCCCCACGACAGCGCCCUGUACUGCCUGAGGAGCGACGGGAACCACAUGAUUGCAAGUGGCUCUGCCUACUACGGCGUGGUGCGGCUCUGGGACAAGCGGCAGAGCGGGUGCUUGCAGGUGAGGGAUGCUGGAAGCAGCCCGGUGUACUGCCUCCGCUUCAGCACCACCCACCUUUACGCUGCCCUGGCGUCCGCCCUGCACGCCCUGGACUUCACUACCCCCUGAUUGCCCAGCCGCCUCUGCCGCCCCGGCCUGGCAGGUCCGCUCAGCUCAGGGAUCGCAGGGCGGGACAGAGGCAAAGGGCCCUGCAGACUUCUCGAGAGACUCCCUACCAGCCAGAGAGCAUCUUCGGAGCACUGGAAGAGCCCGACUGUCUCCGACUCACCUGCCUUUUAUUUCAAUAAAGGCAAAUGCUCCGUU
This is a messenger RNA of Pelodiscus sinensis (Chinese soft-shelled turtle), 1251 nucleotides long. The record is from RefSeq and is a predicted model, not a curated record. Lineage: Eukaryota; Metazoa; Chordata; Testudines; Trionychidae.